AUGCAGGAGAUGUUCGUGGAGAACCUGGGCGAAUGGAGCUUCGUGGCCGACGAGCUUGACCUCCACGAGGAGGAGGGCUGGGCCUGGUGCCGGUUCCAGGUCUCGGAGCCUUCGCCGCGGCUGCUGCUGGCGCGCAUGGCUCUGAGCCCUGAGGAGCUCGUGGGAAGCUUUGAGGAGUGGAUGAUUGAGCUUCCGCCGCAGGCUCCAGCGACUCCGGCUUUCCGCGGAGCGCCCCUCACGCCUCCACCUUUGCAGGCGGCCCCAUCUCCGGGUCGCGCGGGUUUCGCGGCAACUCCUCCUCUGGCGUUCAAAGAGGCUGCUCCACGCACUCCUGACUUUCCUGUGCGGCGUGCCGCUGCACGUCCGCAGAAGCGACAAAAGAAGGCUGUCCCGGCUACUCUGGGCUUCGCGGGUUUCGCGCCACGCACUCCACAUCUUGGCCAGGCUCUGGCCACUCCGAGAUAUCCCGUUCCGGAAACUCCGCAGGAGGCCGACGCGGACUCGCUGGAGGCGGCCCGCGUCUUCCUUGCGGAGCGGGGCGGAACAGCGCCGCUGAGCAUGCUGGCCGGCAGCUUCAGGGUGAAGAAGGGUCAGCUGCUGGCGGCUGGCUUCACUUUGACCCCCAAGCCCAACGCCAACGGGGACUACGACGUCCGGGACCCGUCCACCGUGCCCUUCAGCUUCGAAGGAGUUGGGCCGACCAGCGCCAAAGGCUUCGCGCGAGGCUCACUGGCUCGGGCCAUGGAGCGGCAGGCGCCCAACUUGGCUGCGCCAGCUGAGACAGGCCAGCCGCCUGCGGCCUCCAGCCGAAAGAGGAAACGAAAGCCUAGCGCAGGCCAAGUUAAGCAGGAGGACGCAUCGGAGGGACUGGAGCCGGAGAGGCGCGUUCCGGCGAUGCCAAGCAGGCCUCCAGCAGGCACCGGAGAGGGGCGAGGGUCGCGAGGUGCUGAGGAGGACCGGCGGCGGAUCCUGGAAUGCCUUCUGCCCCACGAUGGGCAGGUGUCUAUGAGCCGCAUAGGAGGCGGGCUUGGCCUGAAGAAGGAGCACAUCAAGGCCGCGGGGUUCACGCUGACGCCACGGGGCGACGGCGACUUCGAUGUCGCGGAUGCCUUGGGCAUCGGGUUUGCUCCGACUGGCUCCUUGCUCGCCCCGCGAGGCCCUCACCCGGAGGAGCCGGAUGCCCGGCGGCUGAUCCAAGGGUUCCUGGCUUCACAAGGCGGCAGUGCCCUGAUGAGCUGCAUCUCUCGGUCACUGCGCCUCAAGAAGGAGCAGGUGGAGACGGCAGGCUUCUCCAUGGCCCCGACGGGCCGGGAUUUUGAGGUCUUUGAUGCGGCAGAGCGGCGGCGGCGGCUUCUGCGAGGGAUGCCAACAGCAGCGGGAGUAAUGGCGCUGCCGGCGCCUGUCGGCAGACCGGAGGACCACCGGCAGCAGAUCCAGGAGAUGCUCGCCAGGGCCAGCAGCCCUCUGCUGCUCAGCAUCCUGGGCUCCCAGCUGCGACUCAAGAAGGCCCACGUGCAGGCUGCAGGCUUCCACCUGGUGCCCACUGGCAUCAACGGGGAUUACGAGAUUCACGAGGCUUGA
Molecule: messenger RNA, 1581 nt
Organism: Effrenium voratum
Lineage: Eukaryota; Dinophyceae; Suessiales; Symbiodiniaceae
Source: the annotation of a GenBank genome assembly